Molecule: messenger RNA, 1334 nt
Organism: Acanthochromis polyacanthus (spiny chromis)
Lineage: Eukaryota; Metazoa; Chordata; Actinopteri; Pomacentridae
Product: protein CEBPZOS
Exons: 4
Coding region: 168-413 (81 amino acids)
Source: RefSeq, a predicted model, not a curated record
UUCCGUACGUUUGUAGUAGCUGUUAGCUGUGAUUGUACAACACAAGGGCAGCAGACCUGUCACCUGCCAACAUUUCUCGUUAUUUCAGCCGCUUUAAGUUGUGAUUGAGUCGUUUCUUCUACUGCUAACCUAAAGAAAGUUGUGUUUCCGUGUUGAUCUUUCUUGAGAUGCCUCCCAAACCUCUGGAGCCUCUGGCCAAGAAGCUCAUGAAGGGAGUGAUCGUUGUGGAGCUGCUGGGCGUCUUCGGGGUGUACGGCCUGUUUCACAUGAUGAACAACAGUCAAGAUUUCAGGAACACGAUGAACAAGAGAUUCCCAUCAGUUCUAGAAGUUUACUACAAGUCCAACGAGUGGGCGGGAGUCUACGGCAUCCGAGAGAGAGACCACGAAGCCUGGUCGGCCAAACAGGAGUGAAGAUGUCCGCCAGUGGAGAGUCCACAUCAUCAGCUACUUCUUCUUCUUGUUCCCAAACGUCCUGCCUGUUGUCCUGGGCCGGCCGAACAUGGUCUUCUUCUUGUUGAACAUGGUCUUCUUCCUGCGCAGCGUCUUGGCAUCGCAGCCGUGGAUCCAGUCGUCGCGCUGAGCCUCCCACUUGAGCUGCUUCAGACCUGCAGGGGAAGAGAGCAACAAGAUCACUGCCUGUAAAGUUUUUUAUCAUUAAUCUGAUUGAACAACACAGUGGAGAGGGAUUCAGAAGGAAGGUUUGAAAUGUUUUAAAUUACACUAGGUCCUCAGUUUACGGCGUCCUCGACCUACGGCUUUUCGCCGCUAUCUCUUGUUCCGACGUACACCAUUUGUGAUGUCAAAACAAAUUUGGUGUGGGAACUAGUUGGUGACUGGAACAAAGGCUAUAUGAGGAAGACGGCCUGGUUUCCAUUCACCGGUUGUACCACACAUGUCAUAGAAUGCGAGCUUUGACUUAUGACGAAAAUUGUGUUGCGUUGCGUCGUAGGAACGGAAUUCCGACAUAAAUCGAGCACACACUGUACUCUUAAAUCAUUUAUGUGGGUGAUGAGUUGUAGGUUGUUACCAUCAAUCCUCCUGUUCAGAUCCUUUUUAAUUUGAUUCCAGUGUCAGUGAUGUCGUUUCUAUAGAGUUAAAGCUGUAUUACGUACAUUGGAAUCAAGUUAAAAGGGCUCUCUGAACAGGAGGAGUAAUACCAGCAGCGAUGGAAACCUGUUUCAAUGCCAACAUGUGAAUACUUCACUGAGGGAAACAUUACAGGAGUUAUUGUGAUCAAUUGUGAAUUUUUAAGCUGAAUGUGACUGAUGUAAGUGAUUUUCUCUCUGAGGAGAAGUUAUUAAAUGCAGCUGGUAUCCAGCAAACUCACUAAAA